Naegleria gruberi is the source of this 5457-nucleotide messenger RNA. RefSeq lists its product as uncharacterized. Gene Ontology annotation, cellular component: cytosol; cytoplasm. The transcript has a single exon. Gene Ontology annotation, molecular function: dihydroorotase activity; carbamoyl-phosphate synthase (glutamine-hydrolyzing) activity; metal ion binding. NCBI's taxonomy places the organism in Eukaryota, Heterolobosea, Eutetramitea, Acrasida, Naegleriidae. Gene Ontology annotation, biological process: UTP biosynthetic process; L-citrulline biosynthetic process; 'de novo' pyrimidine nucleobase biosynthetic process. The coding region runs from base 1 to 5457 and encodes 1818 amino acids. The record is from RefSeq and is a predicted model, not a curated record.
AUGUACUCUCCAUCACCUUCUAACAAAUCCUACAUGGUUUAUGCCAAUAAUAAGGCUAAUACCACCACCAAUCCAUCAUCCAAUUCUACAACCACCACAGGAGGAGCAGCAGUAACAGGUCAUUCUGCUUCAACCACCAAUAAUCCAUUGAAUAGUUUAUUGAGUGCUGCUUCUUUAUUAUUGUCCGAUGAUUCAAAUUCCAACUCUCUGAAUCAAACAACCUCACCAACAGUAUCUGAAUCAUCAUCCAAUUCUACACUUGUUACAGCUACAAAUACUACUACAACCACUACUACCAUUCCUAAUCCUAAUAAUAAUAAUAAUAAUGGUAAAAUGAUGAAUAAUAAUCAACCAUCACCAUCUGAUAUGUUUGAUGGUUAUUUAGAAUUACAAGAUGGUACAAGAUAUUAUGGUAAAUUAUUUGGAGCUAAUAAGUGUUUAAUUGAAAAUGAUUCCAAUUGGAAUUCACCAUUUUCUGUGAGUGGUGAAUGUGUUUUUACAACUGCAAUGGUUGGUUAUCCUGAAUCAUUGACUGAUCCUUCUUAUCAUGGUCAAAUUUUAGUUUUAACUUUUCCACUUGUUGGUAAUUAUGGUGCACCAAAUUUCAAAACAACAGUUUCUAAUAAUGGUAAUAAGAAUUUAGAUGAAUUUGGAUUGCUUCCAAAAUUAGAAAGUGAUAAGAUUCAUAUUAGAGGUUUAAUAGUUCAAGAUUAUUCACAUAAUUAUUCACAUUAUGAAGCAAUUUGUUCACUUCAUCGUUGGUUACAAGAAUAUAAUAUUCCAGCUCUAUAUCACAUUGAUACGAGAGCAAUUACAAAGAAAUUGAGAGAUGAAAAAUCAAUGUUAGCAAGAAUUGUUACAAAUAUUAAUUAUGAACAUGAACUUUCUAUUAAAGGUCUUGCUCCUUUACAAUGGUAUGAUCCAGGUCAAGAUGUUGAAAUUAUUAAGAAAGUAACUUGUAAAGAUGUUACUAUUUAUGGUAAAGGUAAUAAGUUUAAAGUUAUUGCUAUUGAUUGUGGUAUGAAAUAUAAUAUUAUUCGUGAACUUGUUAAAAGAGAUGUUGAAUUGAAAGUUGUUCCAUAUAAUUAUAAUUGGUUAGAAUUAGAUGUUAAUAAUUCAAACAAUAAUAAUACCAACAAUGAUAAUAAUACUAAUAAUAAUAAUACUAAUAAUACUAAUAAUACUAAUAUUGAUGGUAUUUUUAUUAGUAAUGGACCUGGUAAUCCAAAUAAUUUCCAUGAAACUAUUUCAAUUUUAUCUGAAUAUAUUUCAUUAGUUCAACAACAACAACAAGUUCCAAUUAUUCCUAUUUUUGGUAUUUGUUUAGGUAAUCAAUUGGUUGGUAAAGCUAUUGGUGCAAGUGUUUAUAAAUUACCAUUUGGUAAUAGAGGUCAUAAUCAACCUGUUAUUGAUCAAUUAACACGUAAAUGUUUUAUCACUUCACAAAAUCAUGGUUAUGCUAUUGAUAAUCAAACUUUACCUUCAAAUUUCAAACCAUAUUUCAUUAAUGCCAAUGAUCAAUCUAAUGAAGGUGUUUAUUGUUUGAAUUUACCAAUUUUUACAGCUCAAUUUCAUCCAGAAGCUAAAGGUGGACCAAGUGAUACUUUCUUUUUAUUUGAUCAAUUUAUUGAUUUGAUCAAAUUAAAGAUUUCAAACAAGUUACAUCGUGUUAAAAAUUUUGAAUCUAAAUAUAGCAAAGUAUUUAUCAAACAUCAUAAGAAUAUGAAAACUAAAUUCAAUCAAUUAUUGAAAUCUGUUGAAGAUACUUCAGAUAUUUCAACUCCAAUUUUAAAACAACAAGAAUCUUUAAUGAAGAAGAGUAUUUUUAAUCAAUCAAUUAUUCAAGAAGAAAAGAAACUCUCAACUCUUGAUGAAAAGAAGAAGGUAUUACCAAAGAAGGUUAUUAUUUUAGGUUCAGGUGGUUUACAAAUUGGUCAAGCAGGUGAAUUUGAUUAUUCAGGAUCACAAGCUAUUAAAGCACUUAAAGAAGAAGGAAUUUAUACAAUUUUAGUUAAUCCAAAUAUUGCUACAGUUCAAACAUGUAAAGAAUUGGCUGAUAGAGUUUAUUUCGGGGCAGUUACACCUGAUUUUGUUGAAAAAGUCAUUAAGAAGGAGAAUGCAGAUGGUUUACUUUUAUCAUUUGGUGGUCAAACUGCAUUAAAUUGUGGUGUUCAAUUACACAAAUCAGGAGUUUUAGAAGAAUUGAAUUGUAGAGUAUUAGGUACACCUGUUCAAUCAAUUAUUGAUACUGAAGAUCGUGAUAUUUUCAAUCAAAAGAUGCGUGAAAUUUCACAACCAAUUGCUGAUUCAAAGGCAUGUGAUAAUGUUGAAGAGGCAAUUUUAGCAGCCUCUCACAUUGGUUAUCCAGUAAUUAUUAGAGCAGCAUUUGCAUUGGGUGGAUUAGGAAGUGGAUUUGCCAAUGAUGAACGUGAAUUGAGAGAAUUGGCAACUCAAGCACUUUCAAGUUCACCUCAAAUUCUUGUUGAAAAAUCAGUUAAGGGAUGGAAAGAAGUUGAAUAUGAAGUUGUUCGUGAUUGUAAUGAUAAUUGUAUUACAGUUUGUAAUAUGGAAAACUUUGAUCCAGUUGGUAUUCAUACAGGUGAAUCAAUUGUUGUUGCACCAUCACAAACAUUAAAUAAUGAUGAAUAUCACAUGUUGAGAACUGCUGCUAUUAAGGUUAUUAGACAUUUGGGUAUUGUUGGUGAAUGUAAUAUUCAAUAUGCAUUGAAUCCAUACAGUAAGGAAUAUGUUAUCAUUGAAGUUAAUGCUCGUUUAUCAAGAAGUUCAGCUUUGGCUUCAAAAGCAACUGGUUAUCCACUUGCAUUUGUUGCUGCUAAACUUUCAUUGGGAAUGGAAUUGAUUGAUAUUAAGAAUUCUGUUACUAAGGAAACUAUUGCUUGUUUUGAACCUGCAUUAGAUUAUUGUGUUGUUAAAAUGCCACGUUGGGAUUUGAAGAAAUUCACUCGUGUUUCAACUGUCAUUGGAUCAGCAAUGAAAAGUGUUGGUGAAGUGAUGGCCAUUGGUAGAAAUUUUGAAGAAGCAAUUCAAAAAGCUAUUAGAAUGGUUGAUACUUCAUAUAGAGGAUUUGAUUCUGCCAAUUCUUCAUUUGAUUUGGAAAAGUUGAUGAAACAAUAUUCUUCUUCUUCUAAUACUGCUGCUAAUACUAAUACUACUACUGCUUCUUCAAAUCAUCACCAACAUCACCAUCAACAGUAUCAAUAUCACCAUCACUCUGGUUCAUCUCAUAAUAGUGUUGGUUCUGCUAAUACUAAUUAUGGUAGUUUUGGAUCUGGUUCUACUCAUUUUGGAAGCUUUGGUCAAACUCAUUAUGGUAGUUUUGGAUCUAGUUCUCAUUCUCACUUAUUUAAUAGUAGUGUCACUAAUCCAUUUGCUUUACAACCACAAGUUUCACCAAAAGAAGAUAUCAAACAAAAGAUUAUUAGAGAAUUAACUCAUCCAACUGAUCAACGUAUCUUUGCUAUUUCACUUGCUAUGGAACAUUUUGAAAUGACAGUUGACCAAAUUCAUCAAUUUACUCAAAUUGAUCGUUGGUUCUUGUACAAAUUACAAAAUAUUAUUCAAACUAAGAAGGCAUUGGUUGGAAUUGGUAAAUUAUUGAAUUCAUUACCUGAACUUCCAUAUCCAUUACUUUUACUUUCCAAACAACAAGGUUUCUCUGAUUUACAAAUUGCUUCAAGUUUACCUUCAUUGUUAUAUCAUGAAUUUUUACAAGCAAUUUUAAAGAAUCAAGUUCAAUUCCCAUAUCAAUUAUCAUGUUUCAAUAAUAAUACUAAUACUAAUAAUAAUAGUAAUAAUACUACUACUGAUAAUACUAAUAAUACUACUAAUAAUAAUACUAAUAAUACUCAACCACAAUAUAAAGAUACCUAUAAAAAUCCACCUAAAUUAAGUAAGAUUGAUAAAGAAUUAAUGGUUAGAUUUAUUAGAAAGUAUCAAUAUAAGAUUGAACCAAUUGUUAAACAAAUUGAUACAUUAGCAGCAGAAUAUCCAGCACAAACAAAUUAUCUCUAUACAACCUAUAAUGCAGGUAUUAAUAGUAUUGGAAAGGAAGGAGGUGAAAUGAUUUAUCCAGAUCAUUGUUAUCAUCAUGAUGUUUCAUUUAAUGAUGAAGGUAUAAUUGUAUUAGGAAGUGGUGUUUAUAGAAUUGGUAGUAGUGUUGAAUUUGAUUAUUGUGGUGUGAUGAGUGUUAGAGAAUUGAAGAGAUUAAAUUACAAGACUAUAAUGAUUAAUUAUAAUCCUGAAACUGUUUCAACUGAUUAUGAUGAACCUGAUCGUUUAUAUUUUGAAGAAUUAAGUUUAGAAAGAGUUUUAGAUAUUUAUGAAUUGGAACAUUCACAAGGUGUUAUUGUUAGUGUUGGUGGUCAACAACCUAAUAAUAUUGUUUUACCUUUGGAUAAACAAUGUCAUGUUAAAAUUUUAGGAACUAGUUCAGAUUCAAUUGAUAAAUGUGAAGAUCGUUCUAAAUUUUCACAACUCUUAGAUUCACUUGUUAAUGAAAAGACAGGUGACAAAUUGGUUUAUCAACCUGAAUGGGCUAAUUUAAUUACUAUUGAAGAUGCUUUAAUUUUUGCUAAUAAGGUUCAAUAUCCUGUUUUAAUUAGACCUUCAUAUGUUUUAUCAGGUGCUGCAAUGAAUGUUGCUUAUUCAGAUUCUGAAUUAUUACAACAAUUAUAUAUGGCUGCUGACGUUUCUAAAGAACAUCCAGUUGUCAUUUCUAAAUUUUAUGAAAAUGCUAAAGAAAUUGAAAUUGAUGGUGUUGCAAUGAAUGGUGAAAUUAUUAUUGAUGCAAUUAGUGAACAUGUUGAAAGAGCAGGUACUCACUCUGGUGAUGCUACUCUAAUUUGUCCACCUUAUUCAUUGAGUUUUGAUAUUCAAGAUUUAAUUAGAGAAAAGGCAUCAAUGAUUGUUAAAUCUUUAUCAAUUAGUGGUCCAUUUAAUAUGCAAUUCUUAUUUGAUAAUGAAUGUAUUCAUGAUGAUGAUCAAGAAGAAGAAGAAGAACAUGGACAACAACAAGGAAUGACUCAAUCAUUCUCAACAAAUUCACUAGAUGGAUAUGAUGAUAGUUUUGAAUCUGAAUCUUUAUAUUUGAAAUUAUCAAAGAGAUUACGUGUUAUUGAAUGUAAUUUGAGAGCAAGUAGAUCAUUCCCAUUCAUUAGUAAGACUUUAGAUUUGGAUUUUAUUGCAUUGGCUACUAGAAUCUUUACUCAUCAUUUCAAUUUACCAUCUUCUUCUUCAUCAUUAGCAUCAUCAUUGGUCAAUUCAAAUACCAUCACAAGCUUACCAGGUAGUAAUGUUCCAACUAGAAAUUAUUAUCAACAAAUGAAUUUACUUGAACAAAUUACAAUGAAACGUGAACAAGUUGAAUCCAUUACACAUUCUAAUACAUCAUCAUUACAAAAUAAUAGUAAUGGUAAAACUGAUGAUAAUGAUAGAUAG